Molecule: messenger RNA, 3075 nt
Organism: Scophthalmus maximus (turbot)
Lineage: Eukaryota; Metazoa; Chordata; Actinopteri; Pleuronectiformes; Scophthalmidae
Gene: mapre1b
Product: microtubule-associated protein, RP/EB family, member 1b
Exons: 7
Coding region: 191-967 (258 amino acids)
Biological process (GO): regulation of microtubule polymerization or depolymerization; spindle assembly; protein localization to microtubule plus-end
Cellular component (GO): cytoplasmic microtubule; microtubule plus-end; microtubule organizing center
Molecular function (GO): microtubule plus-end binding
Source: RefSeq, a predicted model, not a curated record
GGAGUGAACGUGAACAGCCGAGAGGAAGAAGACGAAGAAGAAGAAGAGGAGGAGGAAAAAAAGCAGAAGCUGUGAUAACGUCGAAACAAGUGCAGCUUGGCUUUUCAUCACUCAAGCGCUGCAGCCGAGAAAAAUAAAUAAUCGUGUCCCAGAGCUGUGAAAUCAAAUCGACUCCCGCGCGUGACCCACGAUGGCUGUGAACGUGUACUCGACCUCAGUGACCAGCGACAACCUAAGUCGUCACGACAUGCUGGUCUGGAUCAACGAAUCUCUACAGAUGAACCUCACCAAGAUUGAAAUGUUGUGUUCAGGUGGAGCCUACUGCCAGUUCAUGGACAUGCUGUUCCCCAACUCUAUUCCUCUGAAGAAAGUUAAAUUUGGUGCCAAGCUGGAGCACGAAUACAUCCACAACUUCAAGCUCCUGCAGCUUGUCUUCAAAAAGAUGGGAGUUGACAAAAUCAUUCCAGUGGACAAACUUGUGAAGGGGAAGUUCCAGGACAACUUUGAGUUCGUCCAGUGGUUUAAGAAGUUCUUUGAUGCCAACUACGAUGGCAAGGAAUACGAUCCAGUGGAGGCAAGGCAGGGCCAGGAUGCCAUGCCCACACCCAACGCCGCCACAUCAGCACUCAACAAACCCCCCAAAAAGGCCUUAAGUCAAGCUCCUCAGAGGCCCCCCGUCGCCAAGGUCGCGCCCAAGUUGGCUCCCGUCAGUGCCAGGAAGCCGGGGAUGGGAGGAGGGGAUGAGGAGCGGGCGGAGCUCAUGAAUGAGGUGGAGAUCCUGAAAAACACCAUUCAGGACAUGGAGAAGGAGAGAGACUUUUAUUUUGGUAAGCUGCGGAACAUUGAGCUGAUCUGCCAGGAGAAGGAAGGCGAGGGUGACCCCACGCUCCAGAGGAUCAUAGACAUCCUUUACGCCACAGACGAGGGUUUUGUGAUACCUGAUGCUGAGGAGCAGGAGGAGUUUUAAUAUUCAAGACUGCAAGCAACUUAUCACUUAGAUGCCCUGGUCUACAAACGAGAUCCUUCCUCAAACCAAGACAGCCAGUUUGGUUUUUAUAUCCGACUCCAAACCUGAUCUCGACUUGUGGCCCCUCCCUCUCCCUCCCUCCCUCCCACCACGCCACCUUCCCUGAAUCCCAACAUGCCGGACUUCUUCCUUUUUCCUUCAGGCCUGACGCGCAGCUUCGCCCCUUCUUCUUCCCUCAAACGUCUUUUACCAACAAUUGACAACAAUCAAGCCUCGGCCAUUGCCUGUCAGUCCCCCACCCUCACCCGGAAUCCCAACCUUCCCAGAACCAGAUUGUGCCGUACUCAUCUGGUUUUAUUAAUGGACUUCAGUGUGAAAAACACAGUGAUGUUCUGUGUGUGUGUGUGUGUGUGUGUGUAUGCGUGCGUGUGUGGUUGUAUGUGUUUAAAAAUCAAUCUGAAAAUAAUCAAACGUGACGAACCUCCUCUGAAGACCCGGCUGUCACUUCACCGACCUCUUUGUCCCAAACUAAGCCCGACUGUUUGGUGCCUGUUUGAUGACAGGUCGGCCGCCUCGAGCCUCUUGUGCUCACGCUGAAUUUAUUCAUUCAGAGGAAGAUGGGGGGGAAAAAUAACGCACACAUUCCCAACCAGACGACUUAGUUUAGCAUCGUUUUGAAACAACUCUGAGUUGCUGUAUAUUUGGUCCUAGUUUGAAAUGGUAAAAAUGUCACUUGAUCCAGGCAGCAGGUUUUCAGAAACACUGCUAACGUCGCUGAUGUGACGGUUGGACAGAGAAGAUAUGAAGGAAAAACGCUGGGGCUCAGGGUUUAGUCUGGGGCGAGGCAACAGUCGGGUCUUCUAUCUGCCGUAUUUCCACCUGUGACAAAUUGUCGCCACCAAGGACGCCAUCUUGAUUUUGUCCUGAUCAGCUUCAGAAGAGCUUUUGUAAAUUUAUGCUACUGUUUUAUCACCUUUCCCCCCCUGUUGUAGGUUAAAAAAUUACUUUUUUGGAGGGGAAGGCACCUUCCUGUCAUGCUCUCACAUCUUUUUUAUAUUUGUUUUCUGUUCAGUUUGAGGUUUUUUUUCUCACGCUUUACUACACGCUUGCUCUGUAGGAAAGAUUUUACUUGUGUGCAGAGAAGUGCUCUUGGGUUUCUGCUUUCUUGAUCAGUCGUCUUUCCGCCUCCCUCAUGCUCCCACUUCACCUUGGUCUUCACAUUUUCUCGCAUCGUAAAUGUGUGACUCUUUAUACCAGGAAAGUGGCUUACUCUUCCGGUCGGUGUGAGAUGAAGUGUCUGGCAGCCUUUUUGACCAACAUGCCAAUGUUUAGUACAAAAAAAGUGCAAAAAUCAAGUUAGAGACUGCAUGAUUGUUUUUGUAUGUUUUUGUCUUUUUUGGAAAAGUCUGUUUUAGGGCAGAUGCACUGUUUUAUACCAGUGGCCUUUAAUCAGCCCCUAGCCAAUAAUAAAAAAAGAGAUAAAUCCUGAAGGGUGAUGGGUAAUCCAGAGCAGCCACAUUACAAACACUGUGAGCUCUGACUGUGGCCGAUCCGUGUAGCCGGUCACAGUCGAGACGACCAUCUGAAAUCUGCCUGGGUGAAGCUGUGGAAGAGACUCGUGUGCUCGUUUCAGCCGUAUCAUCAGAUAGAUUGAUGAAACUUUCUUUUGCCCUGAAGCUGUAAAAAAAGAAAAAAGAAGUGGGAUCAAUGUGAAACAAAAAAUUAAACCUUGCCACUCUGAAGGUGUAUUCCUUUCUGGGAGUCUCCCUGUGUUUUGUACUUCCACACCCUGAUUGACCAAUUUUAAUACUAAUAUUGUUUAUUGUGGAUCUAAUUUCAGACCAGUUUUCCACUGUACUGUGUGAAAUAUCAUUUCUGACGUGUUUGUACUGAAUUAGAAACAAAACUAGUGUUGGUUUCACACAAACUAUCUUGAUGGCCUUAUUCAUAAAAAUAUUUUUCUUUUUCUUUUCUUUUUUCAUAAUAUUUUUCAUAAUUUUUCUUAUUUUCUUUUUCUUUUAUGUAAGUCUCUGCUGUUCUGGGUAAAUGUUUGUGCUGUUACAGUCGUAUUUUUAAAUGUGUUCUGAAAAUAAACUACAUUGGAGGUA